AUGUCGGCUGAUCCCACUGCUAACCUGCAGCUCUUCUCUCCGCCAGCAUCUGGUCGCUCGAGUCCAGCACCGCGAGCUUCACGCAAUGCUGCUGAGGAACCCCUCUACAAAAAAGACAAAAACUUCCGGCGCUAUGCUGCUGGUGUCGAGCGCGCGCUUGCCCUCUGGGACACUGCCCAGCAGGAGUGGGCCGACUACAUAUCGUUCCUGGGAAGGCUGUUGAAGUGCUUGAAUCCAGCGUUGCCUUCGGGCGUCCACCAAAAAGCUCUCGAUGUGUAUGCCUACAUAUUCGCGACCAUUGGAAAAGAUGCCCUCGCUCGCGACCUCAGCAUCUACUUCCCAGGCCUCGCCUCUGUGCCAUCCUUCGCCUCGCUCUCCGUUCGACCGCUAUUUCUGUCGGUGUUCGAAACCCACAUCCUGAAGCUAGAUGCUCCAGCACUUCGACCCGCACUGAAGGCUAUAAUCCUGUCCCUAUUGCCGGGCUUGGAGGAUGAGACGAGCGAGGAUUUUGAGCGCAUGUUCUCUGCACUGGACAAGCUGCGCACAGCAAUUGAAGGCCCUGCAGAAGAAGUCAAAGGCAGCGGCUCGUCGCACUUUUGGCAAUGCUUCUUCCUAGCAGCCAUCACCAAUGCUUCACGGAGACAAGGAGCGCUUGCCUUCCUUAUUCGGCGUUUGCCCAAGUUUGGCAUUCCUGCACGCCGCUCUUCGAACCAGUCCGAGCCGUCCACGCCUUCGGGUAGUCUGUCCGCGGAAGCAGAAGCUGCCAUCUCUCCAGAACCAGGCCUCUUGAUCCGGUGUUUCGAAUCUGGUCUUUCAGAUCCACAACUCCUCAUACAGCGUGGCUUUCUCGACCUGCUGGUCAGUCAUCUCCCUCUUGACUCCCCGGUCUUGCAAGAGCGUGUAGGAAAAGGAGAUCUUGAGAGGUUGGUGACGGCCGCUGCUGGUGUUGUGUCAAGAAGGGACAUGAGCCUCAAUCGCAGGCUGUGGGCAUGGUUCCUUGGCCCAGAGCCAACAGUAUCUGAAGGAAGUGAAUAUGUUACCACACCCACUCAAGAUAAGCACCAUGAUGCACCGGAUCCUGCAGCACAACACGCGGCCUUCUUCUCGCGCUAUGGCCUUGAGGCGCUGACUAGCAGCGUUUUGAAGAUGAUCAAGCGCCCAAGCAAAUCUCCUGCGGAACGAGCACGACCUUUCCGUGUAUGCCUUUCUCUCAUGGAUCGCUGGGAAGUGGGCGGCCUUAUCGUGCCAGAUAUCUUCUUGCCGGCGCUGCAAAGCGUGCAGUCAUACUGUGAAAGUGCAUCAAAAGAGCAAGCUGAUGAGGUUGUGAGAAGCGCUAGUGCGUUCUUCGAUGGCGUUGAUAGCGGUCUGAUUUGGGGUAAGUUGAUCUACAUGGUCACUUCGGCCCUGGACACGAAGAACACGAGCCGUGAAGAGGCGCUUAGCCGGGCAAGGUUGGCCAGAUUCGUCAUGGCACGGUUCAACCUCAAAGAAGAGGACAUGCUCCUUCAUCACAUGCCUCUGAUGAUAUUGUCAACGCUUGCCUCACUUAACGAAGCAUGCGGGGAUACUAGCAAACCCUCACCCGCCCUGGAAGUCGUCGAGAUUGCAUACGAGAUCGCAGAGUCACUUGUGCACAUUGUUCCAAAUCGAACAUUGCGGAGCGAUCAUGCCACUGAUCAGCAACUGACACAGACGACUGCUGUACCUAGAGCCAAGGUAUUUCAACACCUCAGGAAUUUCUACGAAGAAUCACAGGGCAGCCUCGACGCGACUGAUCCGCCUUUUACAGCGAUCGAACUGGGCCAGCAUAUCCUGCGGGAGGCUACACGCAUGUUUGUACUGUGCGCCCAGUCUCAGCCUCCAGCCUCUUCGCUAGAGGUCUCUGCAAAGGUGCUCGCCAUUGUCAUCUCCAAGGCGCAGUAUCUGAGAGCUUUAGACGAGCAUCAUCUUGUUGAUGUGUUCCAAGGCAUUCUAGCGUGGCAGGCUGAAGAAGGACUGGGACUGACGUUCUGCCAUCUUAGUGCACUUACUACCGUGCUCACUGCCCUACAGACAUCGCAGUCUUCGAUACCGUACAUUCCCGCUCCUCAGACCUCGGAAGUCGUUUAUCCUCUUGUUACCGGACUUUGGCAGUAUUUGUCUCCAACAAGGCCCAAGUACCAUGUUGAAGCCACACGAUGCUUACUUCAACUGCACACAAUCUCGCCAGCUAGCCGCAUGGUGGAAGCCUGCCUAGCAUCUACUAUCGAAGCGCAGCUCUCGCAAAGGUCUUCCAGCCCUCGAGUCAACGAUUGUAGUCGGCACUUUGCCACACUUUGGACACACAUCUUGUACGAAUUCAACGUACAAACAGAGAAACGUGGCAGCAUAGCUCGUCGACCAAGUGGUCAGAAUGUUGUAGCUACAGCCAUUGCAUCUGGAGAUUACCAUGCUAUUCUGACAAGGCCGCUUCUUCUCCUUUUGGACAGCCUAGAAGAAGAGGGCACCGAGUCAUCGGUAUUCAUGAGGGCUUGGCUACAGGAUCUACCAAGUCUAAUACGAGUCUUCGAUAUCCUGAUCCUCCAUAUACAGUCGUUACAAUCGAUGGCGACGACUGAAGGCCUGGCUCCCAACAAUGUCCCGGCCAGAACACGCAGUCAACCAAAAGGGGAUGACAGCAAGGUUUGCCUAUAUUAUCUCCGGCACAUCCACAACAUCUUGAAAAGGCCAUCUCACUUCACAUGGGUGACAGUAGCCGAGUCGCCGGCAGCAUGGACUGACGACUCGUCGUCCCGUAUGUCGCUCCAAGAGUGGAUAGUGCGCUUGUGUCUCCAGACUAUGGCAUACUCUAGUGGUGGCAAUAAUUCUGUUGAUGAUUCUCACAUACCCGAAUUACAUCGACUUUCAGUAUCCGUCAUAUUGCAGAUAUAUCAGAGCCCUUUCGCUGCGCCUUUACGGGAGCUUGAGCUUGAGGUAUACCUGAUGGCACGACUAAGAACUGCCGAACCUCCCUUACAAAGUCUCUUACUGAAAACAACACUGUCUGCGCUCAAGCUGCGUCUCACUCGCCCACCACCGGAGCAGUCGACGGAGUUGAAAGUACCGCCACAGCCGUCACAUCGAUCGCGGCUGUCUCUAGCGCUGAGCAGAGACUCGGAAGAUCAUCAGCCUGCGCCCAUCGCUCCGCCUCCUCAACUAGUCGACUGUCUAAAAGGAGGGUUCUCUUCACCCACGAGCCGCUUGGUGUUGGAUGAUUGGGUACAAUUUCUCAUCGAGGUGCUGCCGCUGUUUGCCGAUACAAUAUUUCAAAACCUACUGCCUCUGGUGGAUUGCUUCUGUAAGGAGAUCAACAUGUGCUUCGAACAACUGAAGACUACGUUCGUUUCACGCAAUGGGGCACAAGAAGCGUCCCCAGAGUCUACAAUGAUUUCACUCAUCAACGGCCUGGAGCAGAUUUUGGCUAAAGCGCAUGAUCAGCUGACAACUCAGGAGACCAAGGUCUCCGCUAACAAGUCACCAGAACAGCCGCAGGGAUUCUUCAGCAAUGUGGUCUCCGGGGUCUUUACCUCGGAGCAGGCACAAACACGAAUCCCAACGGCCAACAGCAGACUUACUGUUCUUCUUUGUUUUCAAGAUACCGUUCGGAUAUGCUUCGCAAUAUGGUCAUGGGGUGGUUAUGGAGACAAGCACAUCCAGCAAGAUGUCUCGUCGGCAGCCUCCUUUGGCUUCACCUCGCUUCGCAUGCGCAACCGGGCCCGUCGCAUCUUGGAACAUUUAUUUGCCGCUGAAGCGCUCGAAUGUUUAGAAACUUUGGCAGUCAUCUGGGCCGGUUCCACGACGGAUGAUGAUCAAGGAGCAGCAGUGAUGGGUCUCCUCAAUGUCCUUAAUGGAUCCAAACCCAAGCACACCAUACCCGCCAUCUUCAAUGCGGUUUAUAGCCGCACGGAUCCUACAGCGUUAGAUGCGAAUCGAACGUCGACGCUAACCUCAAACCUAUCCGAUUCCGAGCUGGUCGUGUUUCUGGUCGAAUACACCAAGUCUUUAGAGGACGAUGCCAUGGAUGAGAUUUGGCAGGACUGCACGUUGUUUCUUCGCGACGUUCUCGCAAACCCCUUGCCGCACAGACAAAUAUUACCGAUGCUGCUUGAAUUCACUGCAGUCAUCGGGCAGAAGGUCGACAACACGAAUUUCGGAGAGCAAAGGAAACUGAGGAGGGAGUUAUCGGAUCUCUUCACGAGAGUGUUGACAGCGAUCUUCACAACACGUUCUAUGGGCUACGUGCAGAACACAGACCAUGAUCUGGUAGAAGAAAAGUCUUCUGCAAUCACCAACGGUGUUCGUGCUCAGCAACGAGCAUCAGACGUUGUCUCAAUUCUCACGUCCAUCGUUCCCAAGCUCCCUCUGAUCCUUGUUGAGAACGAUCGCGUUACCAAGGUUGUAUCAGAUAUGUCCACAUCCAUAAUCGGUCCUAGCUUCCGAGCCAAAAACUUCCCCGAGCAUGUAUCUAAGGGCCACUUAGACCUUCUGCAGAGUCUUACAAAGGUAUCGCAAGGGAACAAGUUACUCAAGAAGGACAUUUUCGACGCAUUCAACGACCCCAGAUUCUUCAACGCGCCGCUGCCAAUCCUGCGAGAGUCAUGGCUUCCCGUUCUGGCACAGUGGACACAGUCUGACAAAGAGCGUGUACCAGAGUUGCUGGGCAGGAUAUCUGCGCCUACGACUGCAGGUAUCAUGUUCGGUGUCGGUGCGGCGUCAGCGCGUCAGGAAGCAGACCGCAAAACUCAAUUGAACCUGCGACGUAUUGCACUCCUGGUUCUUGCAAGCCCAGAAGACGCAUUUACUCCAAACAUUCCUCAGAUUCUCGAAAAAGUCGUUGAGCUUCUCACAGCCACACAUGCAACAUCGCCCUCAUCAGCCACACGCGCAGAUGUGCUGGUUCUACUGCGUGCCAUUAUCCUCAGGACAUCACAUGUGCAUCUCGCAUCUCUCUGGCCCAUUAUCAACGGCGAACUUACAGCUUCACUUUCUUCGUUGCUGCCAGACGCCAACAACAAAGUUCACUAUAACAACGCUGGCAUCAUACAAGCCUGUAAACUCCUCGAUGAACUUGUGGUCCUCGAUCCCGAUGAUUUCCAACUGUCCGAAUGGCUCUUCAUAUGCGACACCAUUGACGCAGUCUACAAACCUGCCACACCACCCACCAUGCUCGCCUUGACCGAUGAAGUCAAUGAGGUUUUAUCACAAUCUACGUCUGGGUCUACUUCUAUUCCGCCACAUGUCGAAUCCAAUGAGCCGAAACGUGCGCUCUUCUUGGAUCCGUUAAUAGAGGCACUGGAAAAGGAAGAAGAUGCUGCAGUGCUAGAUAUGGCCAGAAGCGAGUUAGUGAACAGAGUAGUGAGGCCGUUUUUGGGCAAUCUGGCAAUGAGUGCAUUUGAAGCAAGGUAUGGUGGCGGGGAAGCGGACUGGGACGGGGUUUGGGAUAGUGUGGUUCGAGAUGCUGGGUCAUAG
This is a messenger RNA of Parastagonospora nodorum SN15, 5487 nucleotides long. RefSeq lists its product as hypothetical. Bases 1 to 5487 code for a protein of 1828 amino acids. Gene Ontology annotation, cellular component: trans-Golgi network; endosome. Gene Ontology annotation, biological process: Golgi to endosome transport. Lineage: Eukaryota; Fungi; Ascomycota; Dothideomycetes; Pleosporales; Phaeosphaeriaceae. The record is from RefSeq and is a predicted model, not a curated record. The transcript has 5 exons.